Messenger RNA from Megalobrama amblycephala (Wuchang bream), 8658 nucleotides. RefSeq names its product procollagen, type V, alpha 1 (gene col5a1). Lineage: Eukaryota; Metazoa; Chordata; Actinopteri; Cypriniformes; Xenocyprididae. The record is from RefSeq and is a predicted model, not a curated record. Gene Ontology annotation, molecular function: extracellular matrix structural constituent. The transcript has 66 exons. The coding region runs from base 277 to 6393 and encodes 2038 amino acids.
GCUCCGCGAAGUUUCAGUGACGGGGGCAUCACUGCAGCGCACUGAAGGGAAGGAAAGAACAGAAGGGAAAAGAAGGGAGAGAGGUGCCCCAUCCAUCCAUCUAUCCAUCCACUGAAUUUUCCUGCAGGACUUUAUUAACGUAUGGCUGCAUGAGAGGCUUAGAGCUCUCGCGCUUUCUCUCUCCGGGACUGUUGGGUUACUGGUUCUGUCCUGAUAUCAAGCAGUUGUCAUAAUAAUAUAAUCAAACUCUACGCGUCAGGACGGGCGCAGGUGGUCAUGGAUACACCUAUCAGAUGGAAAGUAAAGCGGAGGUUUAAGGAGGUGCGGCUGUCGGUACUCCUAGUAUUCCUGAUGUUUGUCACCUCACGAGUCAGCGCAGCUGAGCCAGCCGAUCUCCUAAAGAUUUUAGAUUUUCACAGUUUGCCAGAGGGUGUAACGAAAACUACAGGCUUCUGCACACACAGGAAGUCAUCAAAAGGGCCUGAUGUCGCCUACAGAGUCACAAAAGAUGCACAGCUUAGCGCUCCUACGAAACAACUCUACCCCUCGUCUGUAUUUCCUGAGGACUUCUCCAUCUUGGCAACGGUGAGGCCAAAUAAAGGCAGUCAGUCCUUCCUGCUGUCGGUGUAUAAUGAACAGGGCAUCCAGCAACUCGGUCUGGAAGUGGGACGCUCUCCCGUCUUCCUGUACGAGGAUCACCUGGGCAAACCCGGCCCGGAGGACUACCCGCUCUUCAGAGGGGUCAACUUGGCAGACGGAAAGUGGCAUCGUGUGGCAAUCAGCGUUCACAAACAGAGCAUUACUCUGAUUUUGGACUGUAAGAAAAAGGUAACACGGACACUAUCCAGAAGCCCUCACCCCAUCAUCGACACCAAAGGCAUCGUGGUCUUUGGAACGCGUAUCCUGGACGAGGAGGUCUUUGAGGGUGACAUCCAGCAACUGAUGAUCGUAUCGGACCAUCGUGCUGCGUUUGACUACUGUGAGCACUACAGCCCCGACUGUGAGGUUCCUGCCCCUGAACAGCCCCAGAACCAAGAUCCAAACACUGAUGAAUAUAACACAGAGGAUAACUACUAUUAUGAAUAUCCCUACUAUGAGGACAUGGAUGCGGAAAAAACUGGAGAAACGACAACCGACGAAACGACUGGAACCGAAACUGAAGACCUAACGGUGUCUGUUCCGGAUAGCGGUCGCGUGGUUACCUCAGUUAUCACUAGUGGAACAGGAGGCUCCAGCAGUUCGAGUAGCUCCUCCUCCUCCUCCUCUUCAUCCUCCAGCUCGACCACCAAUACUGGCGAGGACCCGUACGACGGCUACGAUGGUUACGGAAACGGAUACGAUACGUACUAUGACGAGUCGACCUCAAGGCCUGAUGGCUCCCGGACCAUCACGAUCACUAGUACAAGCACAAGUACUGGCGGAGAAGUAGAUAUUGGACUGGGUGAGGUGGAUAUGGGAUUGGGAGGAGACCUGGACAGGCGGAUCAUCACAUCAUCGUCUUCAUCAUCAUCAGGAGGAGGAGGAAGUGGAAGAGUGCACUCAACUGUCACAAUCAUUAAUGGAACCUCCGGCUCCGGCUCUAGCACCAGAAUCAGUUCUGGCUCCAGCUCCAGCUCCGGUUCUGGCUCCAGUUCCAGAAUUAGUACUGGCUCCGGUUCCGGCUCUAGUUCCAGUUCCAGAAUCAAUAUCGGCUCCGGCUCCAGCUCCAGCUCCAGCUCCAGCUCUGGAGUUAAUACUGGCUCCAGCUCUAGCUCUAGCUCUACCACAGUUGGUGGUGGUUAUGAUGACACCCAGUACGGUGAGGGUUAUGAUCUGACCUAUGGAGAGGGAUAUGGAGAAGGAUACGGAGAGGGAGAUUAUACCGUGGGAGGAGGAGGCGGCAGCAGCAGCAGCAGCAGCACCAGCACUUCAGUUUCCGUUGGGGGCGGAUCUGUUUCUGUUGGAGGCGGGUCUGUUUCUUCAAGCGGCUCAGUUGGGGGUGGAUCCGUCAGUGCUGGGGCCAGCGCAGGGGCGGGGUCUGUUGCCACAGGAGGACAGGGAGGAAUUGGCGGAGAAGCAGAUUCCAUCGAUAUUGACAAGUUUAAGGAGGAGUCUAUCACGGAUUACACCGAUGCAGAACUGGAGAGCAUGUAUAAUUAUGAAGAUCUAUACCCAGACAGCGACAAAGAGUUGCCUGCAGAGACCGUGGACACCUAUGGACAGGUGGAUGGACUGAGAGGAGAGAAGGGCCAGAAAGGAGAGCCUGCGAUCAUUGAACCUGGAAUGCUGGUCGAAGGCCCACCUGGUCCAGAGGGUCCUACGGGUCUCCCCGGCCCUCCAGGUUCAACGGGACCCCCAGGUAGCGCUGGAGAGCCCGGUGAGAGGGGUCUUCCUGGUCGCCCUGGUCUGCCUGGAGCCGAUGGUCUUCCAGGACCUCCAGGGACUGUCCUGAUGUUGCCUUUCCGCAUGAGUACAGGAGGGGACGGUGGACAAAAAGGUCCUGCUGUUUCUGCCCAAGAGGCUCAGAUGCAAGCCAUCAUGCAGCAGGCCAGGCUGGCGAUGAGGGGUCCAACCGGACCGAUGGGUUUGACAGGCCGUCCUGGUCCUCUGGGUCCUCCUGGUGUACCUGGACUGAAAGGAGAGUCUGGAGAAUCAGGACCUCAGGGUCCUCGUGGUCCACUGGGAUCCGCAGGCCCUCCUGGAAAGCCUGGUAGACGGGGUCGACCCGGCUCAGAUGGAGCCAGAGGGAUGCCUGGACAGACGGGACCUAAGGGUGACAGAGGAUUUGAUGGUCUUGCUGGUUUGCCCGGUGAAAAGGGUCACAGGGGUGAGACGGGUCCUCAGGGGCCGCCUGGGCCUCCAGGAGAGGAUGGAGAGAGAGGCGACGAUGGUGAGGUCGGACCCAGGGGUCUGCCUGGAGAACCAGGUCCUCGUGGUUUGUUGGGCCCCAAAGGUCCCCAGGGGCCUCCAGGACCUCCUGGUGUGACUGGUAUGGACGGACAUCCUGGACCUAAAGGAAACAUCGGUCCUCAAGGUGAGCCAGGUCCUCCUGGACAACAAGGCAACCCCGGAGCUCAGGGACUUCCAGGUCCUCAGGGAGCAAUCGGACCUCCAGGAGAGAAGGGUCCCACUGGAAAACCAGGCUUACCAGGAAUGCCAGGAGCCGACGGACCUCCGGGCCACCCAGGAAAAGAAGGGCCAUCAGGAGAGAAAGGAAACAUGGGACCUCCUGGUUCUCAAGGGCCAAUCGGAUAUCCUGGGCCUCGAGGUGUCAAGGGUGCUGAUGGAGUCCGCGGGCUGAAAGGAAACAAGGGUGAAAAGGGAGAAGACGGAUUUCCUGGAUUUAAGGGAGAUAUGGGCAUCAAAGGGGACAGGGGAGAACUUGGUGCUGCUGGACCCAGAGGUGAAGAUGGGCCUGAGGGACCCAAAGGAAGAUCUGGUUUGCCUGGAGAUCCUGGACCACUCGGACCAUCAGGAGAGAAGGGUAAGCUUGGUGUACCCGGUUUGCCAGGCUAUCCAGGAAGACAAGGCCCCAAGGGUUCUCAAGGAUUCCAGGGAUUCCAAGGAGCCAGUGGAGAGAAAGGCACAAGGGGUACACCAGGGAAGCCAGGCCCCCGAGGACAGAGAGGACCCACGGGACCCCGUGGUGAAAGAGGGCCAAGGGGACCGACAGGGAAAGCAGGACCAAAGGGCAACUCAGGAAGCGAUGGCCCCCCAGGACCACCCGGUGAAAGGGGUUCAUUGGGACCACAGGGACCUGCUGGAUUCCCUGGCCCUAAGGGUCCACCUGGACCUCCUGGAAAGGAUGGACUGCCCGGACACCCUGGCCAGAGAGGAGAGACUGGUUUCCAAGGUAAAACCGGACCUCCCGGACCCCCAGGUGUAGUCGGACCUCAGGGACCAACAGGUGAGACUGGACCAAUGGGAGAGCGAGGUCAUCCUGGACCCCCAGGACCACCCGGUGAACAGGGUCUUCCUGGACCUGCGGGCAAAGAGGGAGCGAAGGGAGAUCCAGGUCCAGCAGGGUCAGCGGGUAAAGACGGACCUCCAGGACUCAGAGGGUUCCCAGGCGAGAGAGGUUUACCAGGCCCUGUGGGAUCAGCAGGUUUGAAAGGGAGUGAAGGACCUCCAGGGCCACCUGGACCUGCUGGUUCUCCUGGUGAACGUGGUCCUGCUGGCCCAGCUGGUCCUACCGGCCUCCCGGGCCGACCUGGACCUCAAGGACCCCCAGGCCCCGCUGGAGAGAAAGGUGGACCUGGCGAGAAAGGACCUCAAGGCCCAGCUGGUAGAGAUGGUAUUCAGGGACCUGUGGGGCUUCCAGGCCCGGCUGGACCCAUCGGACCCCCAGGAGAGGAUGGUGAUAAGGGCGAGAUUGGAGAGCCAGGACAGAAGGGAAGCAAAGGUGACAAGGGCGAGCAGGGUCCUCCAGGGCCUACUGGUCCCCAAGGUCCUAGCGGUCAGCCAGGUCCUCCUGGUGCUGAUGGAGAGCAAGGUCCCAGAGGUCAGCAGGGUCUUUUUGGACAGAAGGGAGAUGAGGGCUCACGAGGCUUCCCAGGACCACCCGGACCUGUCGGCCUUCAGGGCUUGCCUGGACCCCCUGGUGAGAAAGGAGAGACUGGUGAUGUCGGUCAAAUGGGUCCACCCGGUCCACCGGGCCCCAGAGGCCCCUCUGGACCCCCAGGAGCUGACGGGCCGCAGGGACCUCCGGGAGGUAUUGGAAACCCAGGAGCAGUAGGAGAGAAGGGAGACUCUGGUGAAGCAGGAGAACCAGGCCCACAGGGAGACGUCGGCCCUCCAGGUCCAAGAGGAGAGCGAGGAGAAAAGGGAGAGGCCGGACCUGCUGGUUCUGCUGGUCCCCCAGGACCAAAAGGACCACCAGGAGAUGAUGGUCCUAAAGGAAGUCCUGGUCCAAGUGGAUUCCCUGGUGAUCCUGGUCCUCCUGGAGAGCCAGGUCCAUCUGGUUUGGAUGGUGCUCCAGGUGAUAAGGGUGACGAUGGAGAGCCUGGUCAGCCAGGAUCCCCUGGACCUACUGGUGAAACUGGCCCUACUGGUCCUCCAGGAAAGAGAGGACCUCCUGGACCUGCUGGACCUGAAGGAAGACAGGGAGAGAAGGGUGCCAAGGGUGAAUCUGGUCUGGAGGGUCCAGCUGGUAAGACGGGUCCAGUUGGCCCUCAGGGAAGCCCUGGAAAACCUGGUCCUGAGGGUCUGAGAGGUGUGCCUGGACCAGUGGGAGAACAAGGACUGCCCGGUGCUCCUGGACCUGACGGACCCCCUGGACCGAUGGGUCCUCCUGGCCUGCCUGGAUUGAAGGGAGAUACUGGUAUUAAAGGUGAAAAGGGUCAUCCUGGUCUCAUUGGACUCAUUGGACCUCCAGGAGAACAGGGAGAGAAGGGAGACAGAGGGCUGCCGGGUCCACAAGGAUCUUCAGGACCUAAAGGAGACACUGGUAUUGCAGGUCCCUCUGGACCUAUUGGACCCAUUGGACCACCUGGUCUCCCGGGUCCUCCUGGUCCUAAAGGUGCUAAAGGAUCAUCUGGUCAGACUGGCCCGAAGGGUGAAGCUGGAAUACCGGGACCUCCUGGACCUCCUGGUCCACCUGGUGAUGUCAUUCACCCUCUGCCAAUCCAGUCCAGCCCAAAACGGGCAAAGAGGAACAUUGAUGCCAGCCAGGUGAUGGACGACGCUGCAGAUGCCAACUACAAAGACUAUGAGGACGGCAUGGAGGAGAUAUUCGGCUCUCUGAACUCUCUCAAACUGGAGAUUGAACAGAUGAAACACCCGCUGGGCACACAGAGUAACCCCGCCCGCACCUGCAAAGACCUACAGCUGUGCCACCCAGAUUUCCCAGAUGGUGAAUACUGGAUUGAUCCGAACCAGGGCUGCUCCAGAGACUCUUUCAAAGUGUACUGUAACUUCACAGCAGGUGGCGAGAGCUGCAUCUUCCCCGAUAAAAAGAGCGAAGGGGCCAGACUCACCUCUUGGGUGAAGGAGAAUCCGGGGUCGUGGUUCAGUGAAUUCAAACGUGGUAAACUGCUCUCGUACGUGGACGCGGAGGGCAAUCCGAUCGGAGUGGUGCAGAUGACAUUCCUGCGUUUACUCAGUGCCACGGCUCGACAGAACCUGACCUACAACUGUUACCAGUCGGUAGCUUGGCAUGACCAGGAUCUCGACAAUUACGAUAAAGCCAUCCGCUUCCUGGGCUCCAACGAUGAGGAGAUGUCUUACGAUAACAACCCGUACAUCAGAGCCGCCGUCGACGGCUGCGCGUUGAAAAAGGGCUAUGAAAAGACUAUUCUUGAGAUCAACACACCUAAAGUGGAGCAGGUACCAUUUGUUGACAUUAUGUUUAACGAUUUCGGCGGAGCAACGCAGAAGUUCGGCUUUGAGGUCGGACCGGCCUGCUUCAUCGGCUAAGACUGCUCAGCGAGCACACGCGAACCAAACAUAUUCAUUUUCUCCCAAAAAAAAAAAAACAAAACACAAGAAAGAAAUAGGAUGACUUAUUUGUAAAGUUUUGUGUUUCCAAACAAACCCAACCGAUACCAAGUAAGGAUAAAAGAAAUUUGAAGAAAGAAUGGAUGUGUAAACAAUGGGUUCUUAUAACAGAGCAACCUUUUUAACCUCAGUGUACCCUCUGCAUCACAUGCAAGUUUUGAAACUGGAUGAGGUCAUCGAUCAUGUCUCUCCCAGCCACGCCCACUUUACGCUUGUCUGACUCUUUGUCCCUCCCACAGGCUGUAUAGACAGAAUAGAUCCAUCUUUUUAUUUCCCGCCUGUUCUUGGACUCGUAUCGCUGCGCACGUCCGGUCCGGCAUUUUCGUACGAGAAAUCCUUUUCAGUUGGUUUGUUUGCUUGGGUUUUAUGCUGUUCCUCUUUCCACUUCUAAGCUUUGUGUUUUUUGUGCAUACUUGUCUUCCAUUCCCUGGAAUGGUGAUUAUAUAUAUAAAUAUAUAUAAAUAUUUUUUUUUCUAUGUUUGUAAGUACUUUCUGUAUAUUUUUUUUUUCUGGUGAAGUGUUUUUUUGGUUCUGGCUUCAAAACAUGCAUGUGAACCCAUUGAGCGAUAAGGACAGAGCUGCUGGUUAUUGGAUUUUUUUAUUAUUAUUUUUUUUUUUUUAAAUCACAUACAAAAUAUCUGAACCCUCCCAAAUAAAGAGCCUGAGGAAAUUUCCAGUGAAUCUGAAAUAAGGAAAUUAAUAAAGUAUGACAAAAAAGCAACUGCAACAGCAACAAAAUGUCUUCUUGCAGAUGUAAACAACGUCUUUUUGUAAUUUAAACAACAAAAUGACAAUAAAAGUAAGAAACAGCCGUAAUGUGAGCAUUAAUUUGCUACCUGUCAUGUUGAACCGGUUUCCGUGGGUCUGUUGAGAUCAUGACCCAUGUGCAUGAGGGGAAUCUUUGAUCUGACGUUCAUGAAUCUGUGCUUCCCUGUAUCAGAAGAGCACACCAUCACACUGAGGAAACACAAUAUCGGUAAACUAGGUGCUAUUUCCUUCUGUCUGUGGUGCUACCAAUAUAUACCUUUUUUCCUGUAAUUGUUUGUUGUAACUGAAAACGGCUCUGCGGUGAUGCCCAAGCGGUUCCACGUCCUCUGUCAAAGUCCUAGCUUUGCUUCCCGAGGUGGCGAAGUACUUUUAUGCAUGCCGUAAAAUCAUAUUCAUUUAUAGAUGAGAACACGUUUUCUUCUGUUAUCAUUCCUCAGCACAUUUGACAAUGUCCAGAUUGUUACAUAUGAAGAUAAUUUAUGGUCUUCCAAAGGCUUUAGCUCACACUUUGCAUUACAACGUUCAUACUGUAUAUCGCAGACUAUUUACAUUAAGUACUUUGUCAUUUGAAAUGGUUAAAUGGAGCACAAUUACUGUUAAUGCUGUUGUGUAACAUGGACCCUGUAAUGUAAAGUGUUACUCUAGUUAGCUUGAAAAUGAAAAUCAAAAGCUUUUCACGUACUAAAAGUUUUAGCAUUUGAAACCGCUCUGGAGAAUUAGCUUGGGACCUUUUGAUUAGCUAUUUUUGGAGGGUUCUGUGAAUAUUUUAACCAAAACGCUUAGAGGAAUGAAUAGUUAACGUCACUGCCGAUUUCAGCUUUCCUUCCAAAGAGAUUUCUCUUAACUUAAGAGACUUGAAGACCAAGAAUCAGAUUGUCUUGUGUGAUUAUUCAAGUAUGUUGUACAUUCGCUAGCAUAUAUUCCUUCUUCACCUGUUAGAAUUGUGAGGAGUUGUUGUCAUUGACUAGAGCCAUCUUGAUAUUCAUCUAUCAUCUGUUGCCACACUUUCCUGCACCCUUUUGUUCUGCUUUUGACCACUAGACUUGCUACUGCAAAAUCUUGCUCUCCAAUUUUUAAUUAAAUAUGACUUGAACUGUUUUUCUUUUAAGAGGAUUCAACAUGGAAUAUGCAGUUUUGACACAAUUUUAUCAGUAUGAAACGAAACGAAUUUCAACCGAUUCUUCUGUAUAUUUCAAAACCAGCAGUAAUGCUGCCAAUAAAGUUUAUUCUGUUUUGUUUUUUGUCUUUGUAAUGUUUGUUUAUUUGUUUGUUUGUUUGUUUUUGCAGUCGUGUCAAACCUGUGUACGAGCAGAUAGAAGAGAUAUUGGUUUUUUUGUCAAUAAAUUCAAGUUUACUGUGUCCACACCCACCCUUGUAUGUCUUUUGAAGCAUUAAAACUUUCCUGUAUGCAUGAAA